AUGCGCGCACGUGGGCCGCUGCAGCGCAGCAGCCGCGCAACCGCCGAGCGGGUAGGCUGCUGCAGCGCGUUGACUCGCUUCGCACAUCUGAACGAGCGGCAGCAGCAGCAGCCGCCCCAGCAGCAGCAGCAGCAGCAGCAGCAGCAGCAGCAGCCACAGCAGCAGCAGCAGCAGCAGCAGCAGCAGCAGCAGCAGCAGCAGCAGGUGCUGCCUCACCUCCUUCGCCGUUUCCGAGAUCGUCAAGGCCUCGUGGAGCGCGAGCUGCAGCGAGAGAGUCAGCAGCAGCAGUUUGGGGGUUUGACCCAGCAGCAAGACCCCCCCGCAGCAGCAGCAGCAGCAGCAGCACCUCGAGCAGCAGGAGCCGCUGCAGCAGCAGCAGUUUGGGGGUUUGACCCAGCAGCAAGACCCCCACCCCCCCCCACAGCAGCAGCAGCAGCAGCAGCAGCAUUGCAGCAGCAGCAGCAUUGCAGCAGCAGCAGCAGCAGCAUUGGAGCAGCAGCAGCAGCAGCAGCAGCACCUCGAGCAGCAGGGGCUGCUGCAGCGGGGCGCAGCACACGCAGGGCUGCUGCAGCGCAGCAAAAGAGUCUUCGAGUUGCUCCAGCAGCAGCCGCUCGCCUGCUGCGUGUUGGUCGACGGCCAGCAGCAGCAGCCCGUCCAGCAGCCCCAGCAGGAAGUUUUGCUGCACCUGCGGCGCUGCUGCAUGGCUUUCCCCACACUGGCCAGCAGCAGCAGCAGCAGCAGCAGCAGCAGCAGCAGCAGCAGCAGCAGCAGCGGCAGCAGCUGCAGCAGCCAGUGGAGGCUGGCUCGGCAGCGGCAGCCAGUGAAAGCUGGCGCAGCAGCAGCAGCCGGGCUGGCUCAGCAGCAGCAGCAGCAGCAGCAGCAGCAGCAGCAGCAGCAGCAGCAGCAGCAGCAGCAGCAGCCGCACCUGCGAGAUCAGCUUGA
Molecule: messenger RNA, 942 nt
Organism: Eimeria necatrix
Lineage: Eukaryota; Apicomplexa; Conoidasida; Eucoccidiorida; Eimeriidae
Exons: 2
Coding region: 1-942 (313 amino acids)
Source: RefSeq, a predicted model, not a curated record